Messenger RNA from Osmia bicornis bicornis, 865 nucleotides. RefSeq names its product thioredoxin domain-containing protein 17-like. The record is from RefSeq and is a predicted model, not a curated record. The transcript has 3 exons. Gene Ontology annotation, molecular function: protein-disulfide reductase [NAD(P)H] activity. The coding region runs from base 169 to 546 and encodes 125 amino acids. Lineage: Eukaryota; Metazoa; Arthropoda; Insecta; Hymenoptera; Megachilidae. Gene Ontology annotation, cellular component: cytosol.
GGCUCUUAUCUGGAGUAUUGUUACCUAUGACUAUUAGUAUCUCUUAUCUCUUAGGAGGUGUCACCGUUAUACAAUUGAUAAGAAUUCAUCGUAUUCUGUUGUAAUCAUAGAACAAAAGCUAAUAAAAUUUGAAUUCUACUGUGCAGAUUUAGUGAAAAUUAAUAGAAGAUGGUUCUACGUCAUCACGUUAAAGGAUACGAAAAUUUUUUUGAAUUUAUGAAGAAAUUCCAAGCUGAUCAAUCAGUUUAUGUUAUUUACACUGGUACAAAACUUCCUAACGGUGAUAGCUGGUGUUCAGAUUGUGUUGAAGCUAAACCUUUUAUAGAAAGAGGAUUCAAAAAAGCACCUGAAAACGUACAUUUAGUUGAAGUUGAAGUUGGAGAUCGUCCCUAUUGGAAGAAUCUAAAUUGUCCAUUUAGAACAAAUCCCACUACAAAGUUAAGAGUUUUGCCAACUGUGGCAAAAUGGGGUACACAAAAAAGACUAGAAGGUGAUCAAUGUAUGGACCUUGAUCUCAUUGAUAUGUUGUUAAAUGAUGAUGAUUAAAAAUCAGGAUGAUUAAUUCUUCAAGUCCCUUAUGAUAAUCAUCACGGUUGAACUUUUUAUAUUGUAAUAUUACUUUUUAUUAUCAGAAACCUUCGUAGGAUUUCUUAUACUUUUUUUUUUUUCACAAAUGUUCCUACCUUUAUGGUAAACAUAUAUGUAAUUAAUUGCAAUGCAUGUGUAAAUAUAAUGAUAGUAUUACAGUUACCAUAAAUGGAACACUACAUCUGUAAUGAAUAAGUCAAAUUUAUAAAAUUUGUAAAAAUUUUCUGGAAUGAUUUUUGAUACUUAGGUAUAAAUACAGAAUGUAAUAGUAACAUAA